Messenger RNA from Episyrphus balteatus (marmalade hoverfly), 1716 nucleotides. RefSeq names its product alkaline phosphatase, tissue-nonspecific isozyme-like. Lineage: Eukaryota; Metazoa; Arthropoda; Insecta; Diptera; Syrphidae. The record is from RefSeq and is a predicted model, not a curated record. Gene Ontology annotation, biological process: dephosphorylation. Gene Ontology annotation, molecular function: alkaline phosphatase activity. The coding region runs from base 176 to 1705 and encodes 509 amino acids. The transcript is spliced from 2 exons.
UAAAUAAAAUACAAAAUUGGCAUUUCAUUCUAAAAACUUGGACCUAACAAAUUCUUAUCAAACAACCAAAAGCUUGUUUAAAAAUCUUAUGGAAUGUUGACUUCCAUAAAUAUCUACAGGCAAAAGUAGUAUUAAAUUAGUUUCUGUUUAAGCAACAGCGGAAGAAGUUAAAAUCAUGAAAAAUAAAUUUUUAGUGAUAGUUCUGAGUUUAACCAUUGUGGCAGUUCACUCUAUGCCAAAAAGAUGUACUGAAUCUGAAGAUUGUUACGAUGAGCAACUCCAUCCGGAUCUACCAAGCAAUGGUGAUUCCCCUGUUCUAGACAAUGAGGAGGAUCUUAAUUCAUACUGGCUAGAAAAAAGUAAAUCAUUUGUUCAAGACCAAUUGGCACGCGAACUGAACUCAAAAAAGGCCAAAAAUGCUAUCUUCUUCUUGGGCGAUGGCAUGGGACUGACAACACUAGCUGCUGCACGAGUUUAUAUGGGAGGUGUGGAAAAACAGCUGUCUUUUGAAAAAUUCCCCUACACUGGAUUGUCAAAAACCUAUUGCGUUGAUAGAAUGGUUCCUGAUUCCGCUACGACUUCAACAUCAUAUCUGUGUGGUGUUAAGACCAAUACCGGUACAAUAGGAGUAAAUGCUCAAAUGAAGCGCUCUGAUUGUGAGGAUACAAAAAACUCAACAAAAUAUGUUUAUUCGAUCGGUAAAUGGGCCAUGGAUGCUGGGAAGGCAGCUGGAUUCGUAACAACUACCACAGUUAACCAUGCUUCUCCAUCUGGUUUAUAUGCUCAUACUGCCGAAAGGAGUUGGGAAAGCGAAAUGAUGGUAGAAAUGAGUUGCGGGAAAAAUUCCGGAGUCGAGUCUAUAGCUGAACAAUUGAUUCAUGGUGAUGUUGGCAGCCGUUUAAAGGUUAUGAUGGGUGGUGGUAAAAUGAAUUUUAAACGAGACGGAAAAACCAAUCUUAUUGAUGAUUACAAAGGAAUGUCUGAGAAGAACGGAUUUGUUGAGACACGCAGUGAACUUAUGUCACUUGAUCUAAAUUCCGUUGACCGACUUUUGGGGGUCUUUAGUGAUGUUCACAUGGAUUAUAAUUUAGACAAAAUCGAUAAAAAUCUGGAUCAGCCUUCGCUUGAAGAAAUGACAAGAAGAGCAAUUGAAUUGAUGCAAAAGGAGAAAAAUGGUUAUUUCUUGUUCAUCGAAGGUGGACGAAUUGAUACCGCACAUCACAAUAAUGAGGCGAAAUUGUCAUUGGACGAGACUGAGCAAUUUUCAAAGGCUAUCCAGGCUGCACGUGAAAUUACAAGUGAAGACGAUACUUUGAUUAUUGUAUCGGCAGAUCAUUCACAUACGUUUUCUUAUUCGGGAUAUAUGGACCGUAAUCAAAAAAUCACUGACGAAGCAGGUAUUGCAGCUGAUGGUCUCCCAUAUAUGGCACUGAACUACGUUACGGGACCAGGAUUCAAGUCACAUUAUGACUCGAACAAAAGACAACGAAUUGAUCCUACAUCAACAAAUGGAAAAGAAAUUCAUGCCAAUUGGCCUACAGCUGUUCCACAAACAGGUGCCGCUCAUGGCGGUGAAGAUGUUGCAGUUUAUGCUUCCGGUCCAUGGGCACAUUUGUUUACUGGCGUUUUUGAACAGAAUACUAUUCCUCACAUGUUAGCAUAUGCUUUGUGUAUAGGGGAUGGUUUAAAAUCUUGUGAUAAAUAAAAAAAAAUUCA